Messenger RNA from Gekko japonicus, 6202 nucleotides. RefSeq names its product fibronectin type III domain containing 1 (gene FNDC1). Gene Ontology annotation, molecular function: protein binding. The record is from RefSeq and is a predicted model, not a curated record. The transcript has 19 exons. Lineage: Eukaryota; Metazoa; Chordata; Lepidosauria; Squamata; Gekkonidae. Bases 1 to 5568 code for a protein of 1855 amino acids.
AUGAGUUAUAUCCCACUGCCAAAAGAAGAACGAAACAAUGAGAUGAAAAAACUUGCAUCUGAAUCAGUGUAUGUGGUUUCACUGCCAUCAAGGUCUUCCCAGGCACUGAGUCAACCUGCAUAUCGAGCUGCUUUAACCAAGAGAAAAGUUGAAGAGGAGGAGGAACAAGAAGAGGCAAAAGACAUCACUGUUCGAGUUAUGUCCUCUCAGUCUGUGCUUGUUACUUGGUCAGAUUCCGUCUCUGAGAAACAGAGGACUACUACUUCCAGGCAGUACACUGUCCGUUAUCGAGAGAAAGGUGAAUCAGCGAGGUGGGAUUACAAGCAAGUGCCCAACAAGCGAGUGCUGGUGGAUAAACUGAUUCCAGAUACUAUGUAUGAAUUUGCAGUUCGCAUCUCACAGGGGGAAAAGGAAGGCAAAUGGAGUGCCUCUGUUUACCAAAGAACCCCAGAAGCUGCUCCCACAAGUGCCCCUGAAAACCUGGAAGUUUUGCCAAUAAAAGGCAAAGCAACAUCUGUUGCUGCAACCUGGGAUGCUCUUCCAGAGAGUGAAGGAAGAGUAAAAGAAUACAUUCUCUCAUACGCCCCUGCUCUCAAGCCCUUCGGUGCAAAGUCCAUUACCUACCCGGGAGAAACUACGUCUGCCAUAGUGGAUGAUCUGGAGCCUGGGGAACGAUAUAUUUUCAAAAUUCGUGCAGGAAACAGGAGGGGACAAGGCCCUCAGUCUAAAGCCUUCAGUGUUAUUCUGCCAGCAACCAGUAUACCUGAAUCAAAGUCCAGACAACAAACACACACUGAAGAUGCACUGGAAAUUAAAACAUCUAGGAAUACUGAACCAUCCUCCCCUUUCCGAACCUCUUCUGUCUUGUCUGAAAAUAUCUCUAAGCAUACUUCAAGUCAUUCAUCCAGUGUCCCUCAUGGAAGAGAUUCAGAAAGUCUGCUUUCUGACUUCAAGAAUAAAUUCUUAUCUGGUAGUUCGCUCCCCCCAAAAACUCAGCUAACUUCUAGAAGAAGAAUGGAAUCGGAAAUUGAUUCUCGUUCCACUGAAGGCACUAGUGACCAUGAUUCCUCCCAUAGGACAUCAAUACCGUCCAAAAUUCAGGAUGUUAAAAGCAAUGUUAGACCUCAUUCUUCUGUCAAACCUUCACAUUCUGUUCCUUCCUCAGGUAGAACAGCACUUAGAUCACGUACACUUGUACGAACUGGGCAGAUAAGUACUGAUAAGCAAAGGUUGUCACCAUCUGCCUCCUCAACACACACUUCAGUCUCUUUAUCAGCAUCUUCUUCCCCUCCUAAAGAUACAGAAAGUGAAACAAAGAAUACCAGACAUGAUAGCUCUAACCAUCAUUCUUCCCCUGAAGUCACUUUAGAUAAUCUGCCUGAUAAUGAUCAACUUGAUAGUAUAGAGAAAACUUCAGUAAUGUCUUCUAAAACUCCAGGAGACACUCAUUUGAUUUUAAGUUCAAAUCGACAGCCUUCUGCAUCUCAGAAGGUGCUUCAUCCAACCAAAUUGCUUACUCCCUCAGUAUCAUUGAAGUCUUCUGCAUCUGUACCUACAAGUUCUCAAAAACAUUCCCGCUAUCCUGCUAAUAAAUUAGUUUCCUCUGAUACAAGUGAUACUCCUGACACUUAUAAGAGUAGAGAAACAGAAGAGAGAGAGCAAAAACCAAGUUCCAGGCUUUCUUCUUCUAAGGGUGGGUCUUCUACAGCUAUGCAAAGAAAAUCUGUCUCUCAGUUCAACCGCCACACAUUAAGAGAUUCAAGAGUAGCUACCUCUGCUGUUUCUGCAGCUGCUACUCAUACUUUACCUCACUCACAUGGCUCAUCUUCUGCUAAAAAUAAUCCUAAUGAAAGAGAUGAUUCUGAUGAUAACAACAGUGAAAACAGUGAAAAAGAAAACAAAGAAAACAGACAAAGAUCUUCAUCUAGAUCUAAGCCAUCUUCAGGCCAACCUGUGUCUGAACGCUUUAAUUUGUUCAAAUACAGAUCAGCUCUCACUGCCAACCGAUUUGCAAACAAAGUUGGUAACACUCAAGAUGCCAGGACACAGCCCUCUGAAGCCCCCUCCUCUACACCACCAUCAAAGGUGCAUCUUGAGUCUCAUUCACACGUAACAUCAGGUAGUGUUCACAAACUUAAAGCCAACACUAACACGCAUAAAGAACUGGAGGGUGAAGAAGAACAUCCUCUACCCUCAACUCCUCACCAUGGUUAUUCAUCAUCUUUUUCUAAACAAUCUUCUUCAGUGGACUAUUCUAGAAGGAGGAGUUCUCUGACAGAAUUGAGUAAUCCUCACAUAAUUGCACCUACUGACAAAUCUAAUCCAACAAAUGUAAAAGAGGAAAGCUUUGGCAAAGAAAGGGGAAACAAAGAUACAAAAAUAUUUUCGUCACGCAAAGAUUCAUUGUCUUCAGUAUCUGGCCAGUUUCCAUCGUUAAGUAGAAUAAACCAUCGCUCCAGUUCUAGUGCUUCUCAAAGGUUAGCAAAUGGCCAGAGUACAAGAUCCAGAGGCUCAACCUCCUCCACUGACUCUUUUUCAAGGACAUCUAUGGAAAAGUCAGCUCCUUUACAAACUCCUCCUUCCAUGUACCAACCUGAUGAUCCAGAGACAAAAGAUGACAUGUCUGCCAAGUCAAUUCAAACUCCAUUAUUGUCUAAAAAAACAAUUGGAAGUUCUCAUGCUUUAUCCCGCAAAACACUCCAUCCAGAACCUAGCCACUCCCAAAAGGCAGUAACUGAUCAGUCACAACAUCAACCCUUAUUAAAUUCUAAACGCCACCUCACAAUGACAUCCUAUCAAAAUAAAGAAAAACUGGAGGAUGAGGAAGGUGACAGUUUAGGUGAAAACUAUUAUAAGGGGGUGCAUGAUAAAGAGGAACAGAGAGCUUCUCCUUCAGUACCUACCAAAGAUGUUUCUUCAUCUAGGAGAAUAUCUACAUCCUUAUCUCAGGGAAAUACAGACUCCUUUCUUUUAAAGCAUUCUAAUUCUCACACUAGUAAAUCUGGUGAAAGAUCCCCAAAUCGACGGGAAUCUGUAACCUCCUCCAGAGGUUCAUCAAUAGGAAAGCCUACUGGUACACAGUUUAUUACUUCUAACGAAGAUACAUCUAAUGCAUAUAAACUACCUGUGACUUCCCAUCGAUCCAAGUAUGUUCGACCAGGAUCUACCUCUGUUAGUGCCAUAGCCAAAGACCAUCAGUACAGUAGAGGAACUUCCUUAUCUUCAAAAGCAUCCUCAACUAAUCUGAGGCAGACUCAUUCUUCAGCACCCCACUCGCAGCCAGGCUCUAAAGUCCCUACUAGGACAGCAUCCCAAACAGACAAAAAAUAUGGACUCACCCAGCCCACCCCAACAAAAGUUGAGCUUUAUCCCAAAACAGGUUACUCUAAAAUGCAUCAAUCACUUUCAGACAAUAAUGAUAACUAUGAAGAUUAUGAUCAGUCAGAAACAGAGGAAAAUCCCACAUCAUCUUCAGUGUCAAGAUGGUCAUCUUCUUCCAUUUCUAGAGACAGUAAACAUGUGAAAAAUGAUGUUGCUAGUGAUAAAAAUAAAUCGCCAAACCCUAUUUUGCCACACAAAGAAAGAUUUCCUGAUAAGGAAGAAUAUAAACAAGAGGAAGAAAUGGAGGAGGAACGUCCCACAUCCAGAAUAUCAAAUGCUGCACCUUUGGGUAGAUCUGCUUCUUUAACUUCCAGGUCUUCACAGACUCCUAACAAAUCAAAUACCUUGCCUAAAAUAAAUUUGGCUUUGCCACACUCCUCUGGAUCUUCUUCUAAACCUUCUCAGCUUCAUCCCACCCACUCUGCUUCUCCAACACAUUCCUCAUCCUCUCCCUCAGUGUCCACGAGUCAGCGAAAACAGCAGUCAAGAUUAUUAAAUCCUUCCCAAUGGCAGCAAGCUAGAGUUCCUCAUAGACAAGGUAAUGGUGGCAGACCCAACCUAACAACAAAACUGGAUCUAAAUAAUAAAAUAAUACCUGGGGGUAAUGGAAAACGAAAUGGACAGAGAAUAAUAAAUGGUCCACAAGGAGUAAAGUGGAUUGUAGAUCUUGACAGAGGGCUACUGCUAAAUGUUGAAGGAAGGUAUCUCCAAGAUUCACAAGGAAAGCCCCUCAGAGUAAAAUUAGGAGGAGAUGGGCGUACUAUUGUUGAUUCUAAGGGAGCUCCAAUAGUAAGUCCAGAUGGUUUGCCUUUAUUUGGACAUGGAAGAUUUAGCAAGCCUGUGGCAAAUGCACAAGAUAAACCAAUAAUAAGCCUUGGGGGAAAGCCACUGAUUGGUCUUGAAAUGGUUAAGAAAACAACCACUCCAUACACAACAAGAACUAUUACCACCACCACCACCACCACUACAACAACUACCACCACUCCUGAACCAACAACUACUGAGCCACCAACAGAGAAACCAUUGCCUACCUGUCCCCCUGGCAGUUAUGCUGAGUAUGAUGAAGAGGGGAAUCUUGUAUUAGACCUUAAUGGGCUGCCUGAAUGCAACUCUGAAGAUAUAUUCUCAGGACAUGAUGCUGAUGUGGUGGCAACUACGGAGUCAUAUGUGGUAUAUGAUGAAGAUUAUGAGUUUUUUGAGACCACUUUGCCUCCAUCCACGACUACUACCACCACCACUAUGGAAGCACUGCCUGAAAUUGGCUUUCCAGAGUUCAGCAAUGGUGACUCUGAUCCUCUGUCAAAAUAUGAUGCUGCUGGGAAAAAACGCUUUAGUGCUCCUUAUGUGACUUAUCUGAACAAGGAUCCAGCAGCUCCUUGCUCACUGACAGAGGCUCUAGACCACUUCCAAGUAGAAAGCCUGGAUGAAAUCAUACCUGCUGGCCUAAAAGACAUUGACAUGCGUCCUCAGAAAGUCCCUCACAAUAUUACUAUAGUAGCUGUGGAAGGCUGCCAUUCCUUUGUGAUUGUAGACUGGGCCAAACCUACGCAGGGUGAUUUGGUAACAGGUUAUUUAGUUUACAGUGCAUCUUAUGAUGACUUCCUUAGGAAUAAAUGGUCAACCAAGACUGCAGGAAGUACCCAUUUGCCCAUUGAAAACCUGAAGCCAAACACAAGGUAUUACUUCAAAGUCCAAGCGAAGAAUCUUUAUGGCUAUGGACCAAUAAGUUCAUCAGUCUCCUUUGUUACAGAAUCUGACAAUCCCCUGCUUAUUGUCAGACCACCAGGUGGUGAACCGAUCUGGAUCCCAUUCACCUUUAAGUAUGAUCCCACAUACUCCGAAUGCAGUGGCAAACAAUAUGUGAAACGGACGUGGUAUCGGAAGUUUGUAGGUGUUGUCCUUUGUAACUCUUUGAGAUACAAGAUAUACCUCAGUGAUGACCUAAGAGAUACAUUCUAUAGCAUUGGGGAUAGUUGGGGAAGAGGUGAAGAUCAUUGCCAGUUUGUGGACUCACACUUGGAUGGAAGAACAGGGCCGCAAUCAUAUGUCGAAGCUCUGCCUACUAUUCAAGGUUAUUAUCGGCAAUAUCGACAAGAGCCCGUAUCGUUUGGUCGCAUUGGAUAUAUGACACCAUAUUAUUAUGUGGGCUGGUAUGAGUGUGGUGUACCCAUUCCAGGGAAAUGGUAACUGUGCUACAGACUUCUGUGAUUCUUAAGCAAAGUACACCAAGCUGUGCCUUUUGAAUGACUUAUUGGAGGACUCUGAGCAGCUGGUCUAGAAAACGAAAAGUUGGGGGAAAGCAUGGAAAGGUGGAAACAAACAGCAACCGAAUAGACACUGGUGAAACUGAAUACUGUACAGGCUUUUAUCAACCUAAGUCUAUGUUGUUGCUUAAUUACUCUGCUUCAGAGCACAGAUGGGGUUUAAAUCUGAUGUCCUGCUUUCCUUCUCUUUGCCUUUAAAGGUAUGGAGACAUGGCUGCAACAAGGUGCUACAUGGUGUUCAGUAAACCUAAUGUAUUUGUCUAGCCAUGAAAAAUUGGCAUUGUGAUGUAUCUCGCAAGGAAUGACUUAAGCAUGCUGUGCUUGCAUUAUGGAAUGCUAACCACUUUUCACCUCUAUUAAUGGAAUUCGCUGUUGCCUUCCAUGGGGCAAAGUCUUACACUUGAGAAUAUUGCUGUUCAGUCAUGACGUGUUACUAAACAUCUAUGAAAACUCAAAACUUUUCCUGUGGAUUUGCACAUUGUAGGACAAAACACCAGGUCACUAUGUAAAUUCAACUUUAAAAAAUACAGUACUGUAUGCUUGCAGAAGUAUUUUUA